Messenger RNA from Nematolebias whitei (Rio pearlfish), 1402 nucleotides. It is a transcript of the gene rad9a, whose product is annotated as RAD9 checkpoint clamp component A. Bases 204 to 1361 code for a protein of 385 amino acids. The record is from RefSeq and is a predicted model, not a curated record. The transcript has 12 exons. Lineage: Eukaryota; Metazoa; Chordata; Actinopteri; Cyprinodontiformes; Rivulidae. Gene Ontology annotation, biological process: mitotic intra-S DNA damage checkpoint signaling; DNA replication checkpoint signaling; DNA repair. Gene Ontology annotation, cellular component: checkpoint clamp complex.
GCGGAAGUAAACAAGGCGAGGGUCGUACGAAAGCGUUGAGCGGUUGUAGCUAAUAAAAUAUAAAACACAGCCACAAACAAAAAAAAAUAUGUUUUCGACAGGAGGCUUUGUGCUCUUUAAACAAACUACUAAAACUUAACUAUCAAACUAAGUGGUGGCGGUCGGGUUUGGCUAAUUUGCUAACUUGACGGAAAAGUUCAGAGAUGCAGUGUGUGGUUACGGGAGGAAACGUGAAAGUGUUGGCCAAAGCCAUCCACUCUUUGUCCAGGAUCGGAGACGAGCUGUACGUGGAGCCUCAGGAAGAAGACGGGCUAGCCCUGCGGUCUGUGAACUCUUCUCGGUCGGCAUAUGCUUGUUUCCUGUUCGCGCCACUCUUCUUCAGCAGGUACUCCGUCCGCAGUGGGCUCAACUUCCGCUGCAGGUUGGCUAUAAAGAGCGUGCAGACGGUGUUCAGAUCUGUGGCAACUUUAGAGAAAACUGUGGAAAAGUGUCACAUCGAGCUGGAUGAAGCAAAGGACAGUCUGACAUUCACCCUGCACUGCAAACACGGCCUCAUGAAGACACACAACCUGUCGUACCAGGACAGUGAAAGCUUACAGGCCGUGUUCGAUAAAGACAGCUGUGCCAACGUAUUCAGAGCCCAGCCCAGGGUUCUAGUGGACACGGUCGUGCACUUCCCUUCGUCUGUAGAAGAAGUGACCGUGACGGCGAACAACGAACGGUUGUGGGUCAGGAACCACGUGGAGGAUGAAGCAGAGCGGUCAAAAGCCAUGCUAACGGAGCUGUGCCUGGCUUCAGACGAGUUCGACCAUUUUGUUGUCAAAUCGCUCAACAGCAUCACUUUUUGUUUAAAGGAACUGCGGGGUUUGUUGGUGUUUGCUGAGUCCACUGGCCUCCCUGUUUCUGUGUACUUCGACGAGCCCGGCAGCCCCGUGGUGCUCUCAGUGACGGACAGCGUCCUGGAGGGGAACUUUGUGCUGGCCACGCUGUCUGAUGAUCACAACGUCCAGAAAAACGACGGUGGAGGAGCUCGUGCAGAGCCGCCGCCUCCCGACGACUUCAUGAACGACGACAUCGACGCCUACCUCAUCGCCAUGGAUACCAGUGUUGUACCAGGUCCGUCAGCUGCAGACUCACCCGCUCCCUCGGUAGCUGCUUUCAGAGUGUCUCCAGCAGCUGAUCACAAGACGAGAAAGCACAGUGAGGAGGAGGAGGAGGAAGAAGAUCCAGACAGACCACCCAAUAAAAAGUUCCGCUCCCUCUUCUUUGGAUCGGUAAUUCCUCCGUCCUCUCAGACGAGCACGCAGCCGAUGCACACGCAGGAAGUGCUGGCCAGCGACAGCGAGGACGACGCAGAGUGACUGUGAGAGAGACGUGGACCGACCUGAGCCUGGGUGGAUGU